Molecule: messenger RNA, 3123 nt
Organism: Photinus pyralis (common eastern firefly)
Lineage: Eukaryota; Metazoa; Arthropoda; Insecta; Coleoptera; Lampyridae
Product: sodium/potassium-transporting ATPase subunit alpha-like
Exons: 2
Coding region: 24-3089 (1021 amino acids)
Biological process (GO): intracellular sodium ion homeostasis; proton transmembrane transport; sodium ion export across plasma membrane
Cellular component (GO): membrane
Molecular function (GO): ATP hydrolysis activity; P-type sodium:potassium-exchanging transporter activity; ATP binding
Source: RefSeq, a predicted model, not a curated record
UGCGGUACCUACAAUAAUUUAAGAUGCCUAGCACGGAAUCCAUAACCGUAACGCGCGACGAGUCGGAUGGAGGUUCCGUAACGUACGCGAAGCGGAUGUCGAGGCUGAGGACGGAAAAGGAAUUGGACACUUUAAGGGAGGAAUUAUCGCUCGAAGAUCACAGGCUGAGCCUAACGGAACUGACCGAAAAAUACGAGACCAACCUUAAACGCGGCUUGACCAGGCACCGCGCGUUGACCUUGCUGCAGCAAAACGGCCCAAACUGCUUAAUACCCCCCCCGCCGAAAUCGCAGUGGCACAUUCUGGCAGGAAAUUUGUUUCACGGUUUUGCCGGAUUACUCUGGAUAGGGGCCAUACUGACCAUUGUGGGAUACGGAAUCGAAUUUUAUAGCAACCCCAAUCCAUCGAAGGACAAACUGUACCUGGGCCUGGUGCUGGUUACGGUUGUAAUAGUCACCGGCAUCUUUGGAUAUUGUCACGAGUCGGCCAAUCUGGCAAUAAUGGACAGUUUUAAGAAGCUGGUCCCAAAACUCGCGAAGGUCAUUCGCGAGGGUAGGGUAGCGGAAAUCCCAACCGAAGAAGUGGUCGUGGGGGAUCUGGUGGAAAUUAAAGGGGGCGACAUCGUACCCGCGGACAUCCGAAUUAUUAUGUGCAGAGGGCUGAAGGUUAACAAUAGUCCGAUCACCGGUGAAUCGGAGGUGCAGCCCAGAUCGACGGAAUGCACCGACAAUAAUCCUAUGGAAACUCAAAACUUGGUCUUUUACGGAACGGUAGUCGCCGAAGGGAUCGGUACUGGUAUAGUAAUCGCCUGCGGUGAUGACACCCUAAUGGGCCGCAUUGCCGGACUCACCGCGUCCAUUGAGCCACUAGAGAUGCCAAUUAAAAGAGAAGUCCGUCAAUUCAACACGAUCAUUUCUGUAAUUGCGGUAACCGUCGGUUUCGUAUUCUUCGUGUCGUCUCUGGCGAUGGGCUACAACUUCUUCGUCGCGUUCGGAUUUUUCAUCGCCCUAAUCGUCGCGAAUAUUCCCGAGGGCAUGCUGGUCACGAUGACCGCCUGUCUCACGCUAACCGCCAAAGCGAUGGCCAGAAAGAAUUGCCUCGUCAAAAAUCUGGAAGGUAUCGAAACCCUGGGCUCGACCAACGUGAUUUGCUCCGACAAAACCGGCACGCUAACGGAGAACAAGAUGACCGUGUCGCAUUUCUUCUACGAGGGAUUUACCGUCGACGUUCUGGGAAAUUCCGAGGCGAUUCAGAGGACGAUCGCAUUCAAGCGCCUGUGUAGGGUGGCGAUUCUAUGCAAUAAUGCGGAGUUUCAGCCGCAGCAAGAGAAAAUACCCGUGCACAAGCGGGAGAUUGUCGGCGAUCCGAUCGACGUUGCCAUCUUGCGGAUCAUGGAGGUUCACAUAGGUCACACUAAGAAUUAUCGUCUCGAACGGCCUAAGAUAUUGGAGAUACCCUUCAACUCGACAAACAAAUAUCAGCUUUCCAUUCACGAGAUUCUCGCCGAAAAAGUGAAUUUGGUUGUCAUGAAGGGGGCGCCGGAGAAUAUUCUCGAACGGUGCUCCACGUACUUUUACGAUGAAGCCACCGUGCAAUUGACUGCCCAGCGGGUAGCUGAGAUAAAGCAGGUGUUGCUGAACUUGGGAUAUAUGGGCGAACGCGUUGUGGGUUUCGCCGACUUGGAGCUGUCGAAGGAUGAGUAUCCUAUUGGUUAUCCCUUUAGUAUAGAGUCGUUGAAUUUUCCGCUUGCUAAACUGAGAUUUUUGGGUUUUAUAUCCAUGGUGGAUCCCCCGCGCGCUGGCGUGCUUGACGCCGUGGAGAAAUGCAGAAACGCUGGCAUUCGCGUGAUCAUGGUUACGGGAGAUCAUCCGGUUACGGCGGUGUCAAUAGCAAAAAAGGUUGGAAUUAUUAGUCAGUACAACGAGACCGUGUACGAUCUUGCCUGGAGGAGGGAGUUGUCGACCUCGAUGCUUACUGAAGACGAGCGUCGUGCGUGUAAUGCUUCUGUUAUAACCGGCGCUGAACUGAAGGAGAUGACACAAUCGGAGUUGGAGAACGUACUCACUACGUAUUCCGAAAUUGUGUUUGCGAGAACUAGCCCUCAGCAGAAGCUGAACAUUGUUGAAGCGUUACAGGCACUUGGCGCAGUUGUUGCGGUUACAGGAGACGGCAUCAACGAUUCUCCAGCUUUAAGGAAGGCCGAUAUUGGAAUUGCCAUGGGCAUAGUGGGAACUGACGUCUCGAAGGAAGCGGCCGAUAUGAUCCUCCUCGACGAUAAUUUCGCAACGAUAGUUACCGGAAUCGAGGCAGGUCGAUUGGUGUUUGACAACCUGAAGAAGAGCAUCGCGUACGUGCUCACUUCAAACGUGCCCGAAAUCGUACCCUUCAUCCUCUUCAUAGUGCUGGGUUUACCCCAAACUCUAAGCGUAAUAUCCAUAUUGAUAAUCGAUGUCGGAACGGACUUGUGGCCCGCCAUCAGUUUGGCAUACGAAAGCGCCGAAGCGGACAUAAUGAGCCGAACGCCUAGGGACCCUUCGAUUGAUAAACUGGUAACCUCAAGACUCAUCGCCUUCACAUACCUACAGAUUGGAGUUAUCCAAACUUGCGCGGCGUACACAUGCUACUUUAUCACCAUGGCGGCGUACGGAUUCUUCUACGAUCGCCUACUUGGGUUGAGAUACGAAUGGGACCGCGAGGACGUGAACGAUCUCAUUGACUCCUACGGAGCUAAGUGGACCUACAGCCAAAGGAUGAGUUUGCAACGGAAGGGCUACGCCGCCUACUUCUUCGCCAUAGUCAUAACCCAGAUAGCCGACGCGAUCAUAGUCAAAACUAGGCGGCUAUCCAUCUACCAGCAAGGGAUGACCAACUGGGUCCUCAACUUCGGAAUCAUAUUCGAAAUCUUCCUCGCGUUCUUCGUCGUCUACUGCCCUCUCAUUAACCACGCUUUCCAAUUCGAACCCAUCCAGUGGUUCUCCAUCGUUCCAGCGAUCCCGUUCGCGAUAUUCAUCAUUUUUUACGACGAAGUACGACGAUACAUAAUUCGAUUAUGGCCGGAUGGCUGGCUAGCUCAAGAAACUUAUUAUUAAUAGUAGAUUAAGGUGUCACCAACUUCCCCAUAAA